Molecule: messenger RNA, 1080 nt
Organism: Diaporthe citri
Lineage: Eukaryota; Fungi; Ascomycota; Sordariomycetes; Diaporthales; Diaporthaceae
Exons: 1
Coding region: 1-1080 (359 amino acids)
Molecular function (GO): 2-oxoglutarate-dependent dioxygenase activity
Source: RefSeq, a predicted model, not a curated record
AUGCUUAGCAGGGCGGCGAGGCUCUAUCAGCCCACGUUGCGGAAGUCUGUUCAGGUUCGAGGUUAUAGCAGCAGCGACUCAUUCAUUCAGCAUGUCACCAAAGUAGACACCUCUCACGGGAGCAUCGACGUGCAGCGCUUCAGGGAGCUGGCCUUCGACGCAGGCAAGCCUUUACUUCUGAAAGGACCCCAGGAUGGGCAUAAUUGCAUGCCGGCUAUGGAGAAAUGGUUCCAGCCCGUGGAUGAUGCCCACAAACCUCCCGUCACAGUUACAAUUUCCCCUUACUUUCAGGGCUUCUCCAUGGCUCAUGUGCCUUACGAGCUCAUGUACCCGCAGCUGCGCGACGGCGCGGGAGACGUUGUCAGCCAAUUCGUGGACUUUCUCGAGUCCGGCAGCGAUAACACCGCAGGCGAGAGACUCGAGCGAGCUCUCGCCAGCCACCUGCGCCAGCAGCUCCUGAUGGUGGGCGCAGAGCCUCGAGGCGCGGGCGGCGCCGCCCACCAACAGCGCCUCCUCCGCUUCGAUGCCCCUCUGGCCCUACUCAUCGCCGCCCUAAGGUACAACUCCCAGACAGAGGAGCCGUCCCGCCUGCGGCAGCUCUACAUAGCCCAGUCUUCCCUGGACGACCUGCCCGCGGAGCUGUCACGGGACCUGCCCGCCCCCCGCGUCGUGGCGGAGGCCGGCGGGGGCGACAUCUACGCCUCGUCGGUCUGGCUUGGCCUGGAGCCGACGUACACGCCCCUCCACCGUGACCCGAACCCGAACCUGUUCGUCCAGCUCCGGGGCUCCAAGGCCGUCCGGCUGCUCCCGCCGCAGGAUGGGGACACCGUCUUCCGGCAGGUGCAGGCGCGCCUGGGGCGUUGGGGCGGCAACUCUCGGAUCAGGGGCGCCGAGAUGAUGGAGGGCCCGGAGAGGGAGCUGCUGCGCGAUAUUGUUUGGAAGGAGCCGGGCUUGCCGCUCCAGGAGACGCAACUGGGGCCUGGAGAUGCGCUGUUUAUCCCGAAGGGCUGGUGGCAUAGUGUGAGGAGUCGAUUUGAGGACGGGCGGCUGAACGGGUCUGUGAACUGGUGGUUUCGGUGA